Molecule: messenger RNA, 564 nt
Organism: Branchiostoma floridae (Florida lancelet)
Lineage: Eukaryota; Metazoa; Chordata; Leptocardii; Amphioxiformes; Branchiostomatidae
Product: zinc finger protein 248-like
Exons: 4
Coding region: 1-564 (187 amino acids)
Biological process (GO): regulation of transcription by RNA polymerase II
Cellular component (GO): nucleus
Molecular function (GO): RNA polymerase II transcription regulatory region sequence-specific DNA binding; DNA-binding transcription factor activity, RNA polymerase II-specific
Source: RefSeq, a predicted model, not a curated record
AUGGAGGAACAGACAACAGACAUGGGCUGGCAGCAGGACAGGGUAGAACAAGCUUCAUGCGAAGAAACGUUUCAUGUGAGGGUUGAGAAUACAUCAUUCCCACAUGUAGAGGAUCAGGAUGAACCCCUACUUCAGGACAAGACAACUGACACGGGCUGGGAGCAGGACGGGGAAGAACAAACUUCAUGCAAAGAAACCUUUCAUGUGAAGGUUGACAACACCGAUUUGCAAAAACACGCAGCACAGAAAAUCAGUUUAGACUUUCAUAUAGCAUCAAGGCACAGUGGUGCAAAUCCUCACAUGUGUGGGAAAUGUGGGUACAGCACGCAUCUAAAAUCCAACCUAAAUAACCAUAUGAGAACUCACAUGGGAGUUAAACCCUACAAGUGUGACCAGUGCGACUUUUCCUCAGCACACAAAUCACAGAAGUGCCAUUUGGACCAACACCUGGCCAAACACAUGGGUGAGAAGCCCUACAUGUGUGGAGAGUGUGGGUACAGGACAGCGUGGAAGUCCAACUUAUCCAGACAUAUGCACAGAAAUGCCAUUUGUACCAACAUCUAG